This is a messenger RNA of Cuscuta campestris, 3029 nucleotides long. The record is from the annotation of a GenBank genome assembly. NCBI's taxonomy places the organism in Eukaryota, Viridiplantae, Streptophyta, Magnoliopsida, Solanales, Convolvulaceae.
CGUACAUUCUUGAAAACAACUCUAUUCACCCCCCUCUAGAGUUGCACUUUUGUCUAACAAUUGGUAUCGGAGCAGGAAGUUCUUCGAAUACGUUAUUUUUUUCAGGAACUAAAAGAUCAAAUGGCAUCAAGGAUGUUCAACGCAGGAGUUACCGAGGGACAAUCAGCCACGAGGCCACCUUUGUUCGAUGGAACAAACUACUCGUAUUGGAAGGAGAGGAUGAGAAUCUUUAUCCAAUCCAACGAAUACAAGCUAUGGUUAAUUGUGAAGAACGGAUGCGGAAUCCCGAUGAAGAAAGUCGGUGAAGUCAACGUUCCCAAAACCGAAGAGGAGUUCACCGACGAAGAUUGCAAAAAGAUGGAGCUCAACGCAAAGGCAAUAAACAUGAUUUAUUGCGGUGUUAAUGCGGAUGACUACCGCAAAAUUUCGCGGUGUGAAACCGCAAAACAAAUGUGGGAGAAAUUGGAGGUCACCUAUGAAGGAACCGCGCAGGUUCGGGAGGCCAAAAUCGACCAUCUUACUCACGAGUACGAACUCUUCUCAAUGAAGGAAAACGAGAAGAUUGAGGAAAUGUUUGAGAGGUUCUCUAACAUCAUUAAUCCUCUCAAUCUUCUCGGGAAGACCUACACCGACCGAGUGCUCGUGAGAAAGGUGCUACGAAGCCUAUCCCCCAAAUGGCGUUCAAAGGUGGACGCAAUCGAAGAAGGUCGUGACUUUCAAACAACGACCUAUGAUGCUCUUCGAGGUAAUAUUAUUACCUACGAAACCACCCAACUCUCAAAGGUUGUUGAAGAGAGGAACAAGAGGUCUAUUGCUCUACCCGCAACAACAUCAACCCACAACAACAUUGAUGAAGAAGAUGAUGACAGCGACGACACCGACCUCGGACUCUUUGUCCGGAAAUUCAAGAAGAUGAUGCUCAAGAAGGGAGCCAAGAAGAACACUCCACCCAAAUGCUAUGGAACGAAUAAAGCAUCACUCAAUGCCGAACAGUUAGAAGUGUACAAUGCAGUCCUCACAUCUGUUGAUGCCUGGCCAUGGCGGAACAGUAAAACAGCUUUGGGCCAUCCACCAGCGUCACGCUUCACUAUCCUCCAGGCUGCUCCUCAUCCAAUCCUUGAUCCCUACCUGUAAAAAUAGGGAGAGUGGAAGUAUCUAACGCUAGAACUAACUCAUAGACUAGCACCCAUUCACAUAUGAUCAUACAAUAUCAGAAUAAUCAGCAAAUAUCAUUAUCCAACUCUACCACUAUUUACCCUUAUAUUUCAGUUUAGUUCUUAUGCUUCCUUACUCCAUCUUCCUGCUAGAUAUUAUCUAGGCUCUCGCCCAAACCCACACUCAUAACUCCAAAGCUCUCGCAAUGGAGGGGGUUGAGGCCCCCACUGGCUCUCGCCAGGGGUCAAUGACCACCGUGCACACGUUUUUAACCCUCGAGACCACUAUGUGUACGACUUCACCUGCAUGACCUUAGUUUAUAAUCUCAACCCGAUUUAUGAUUUCUAAUAUCUAAUUAAACUCAGAUUCACCUUGUACCACUAGGUGGCCUACUUCACACUUUUAUUUCACAACAUAACAAUACACCAAUAAGCUCACUAACAUCUUACAUACUAAGAACAACACGAACAUAGGCCUAACACGAACAUAGGCCUAACACGAACAUAGGCCUAACAGAAGAACAGAUGAAAAUCUAGAUAACAAAACACAUAAAUCAAGCAACACAACCGGACAAUAAGGACUGCUAAAUGCCCUAGAAGCAGUAACUUCCCUUCUCGUUUGGAAGCAAGGUGGAAAUAGCAACACACCGCCACAGCAGUGGCAGUAGCAAGUCAGCACAUAUAGAGAGAGAAGAGACGAACAGAACAAAGAGAGAAGAGAGAGCAUGAUCGUAGAACACAAAGCAAGAGAGAAACAAAACAGAGCAGUAGUAGCAAUGUAUAAAUUUUCCAAAAUCAAAUUCAUAUCCCAACUCAAAUUAAAUUCACACAAUCAGUCGCAUAAUCAUACUUACGAAUUCAACAUCAAUUGGAUGAAAACAUAUUAAUGAAUCCUAAUCUACGAACUAAUUUUAACUAGAGAUAAAUCACUCACCUUGAAUCAAUUGGCAAGGUAUCCCACUCUAAUUGGCUUAAGAAUUCUAGCGUCUUUCAAGCAAUUCUCUGCCGAAUUGCUCCAACGAUUUCCCUCUCCUCUGUUCCGGUCUUGUCGCGCGGCGAAGAAGAUAAAUGCAGGCGGAUGAUGGUGAUCUACGGCAGUGGGGAAACAGAGAGCGCAUGGAGUAUUUAAGGAAAUUGGGUUAGGGGUUUGGGUCUCUAAAGGGUUUGGAUCUCAAGGUCCAAUACGUAUAGAAAUAGGGAUUACCCUUUUUUUCCACCCCAAAGCUUAUACGCAUAUAUAAAAAUGGUCCCUGUAUUUCUCCCCAAAUAGGAUUGGGGUUUCUUUUUCUUACGGCUAAGGUUUAGGAAGGUUUAAUAAUUAUUAUAUUAUAAAAUCUUUAUAUUUAUUUAUUGAACUGUAACAUCUAUUUUACUCAUCACGUUUUACGCAAAAGUCCCAACUUAACAAGCUAUAUACCAUUGGUCACUAUUUUACGAGAUCUACCCGAAAACCUAAUUUUUAAUUAAAAUGGUCAAUUUUAUAAAUAAUUCAUAUUUUGAAGUCAAUAAAUAAUAUAUUCAUUUUUUAUUAAAAUAACGACUAACUACUAAGCCGGGUUUCAGGGCGUUACAUUUACUAUUACCAAAAAACUAUUCCAUAUCAUUUCAAUUAUGAUGCCUCCAAAGUGGGUAUUCCAAAAGCUUGCAAUGCCAGUAUGCACAAAAAUACUUUUAGCAUUCUUAGAGUAUGGGUAUGCAAACAAAGUUGCUGUAUCAGGGAGUAAUGACAAAAAGAAAGUUUAUUAGCCUACUGUAUUGGAGCCUUUUAUAUUCAAAGAUAUUUUACCGAGGAGUUAUUUGAAAAGCUUAACAUUAGGAUUCAAACACUCACAUUUCUCUAUAAACAGAAAAUGAAAUUAAACAUAAAAUUAUUUA